Messenger RNA from Aedes albopictus (Asian tiger mosquito), 717 nucleotides. RefSeq lists its product as uncharacterized. The transcript is spliced from 3 exons. Bases 154 to 717 code for a protein of 187 amino acids. Lineage: Eukaryota; Metazoa; Arthropoda; Insecta; Diptera; Culicidae. Gene Ontology annotation, molecular function: zinc ion binding. The record is from RefSeq and is a predicted model, not a curated record.
UGGCGCAAAGCUUGUUUUGGUCAUGCGACAUCUGUGCCUGAACCUAUCAACUAUCAAAUUGCCGCUGUUUGUUUUGCAGCACACGUAACUGAGCUCUAGCGCAUAACAAAAAUCUUAAUUUAUCCAAGAAAAAACAACAACCAGUGUUCAAAUAUGGAUCAAACAGCUGGAAUCCGGAAUAUUAUCGAUUUCAACAUAAAGCUGCUUGACAUUUUAGAUUAUGUAGGAGAUUCCGUUAGGCCCAUCAGAGAAGGAUCUGCCGUGUAUGAUGCAAAACAUGUCGUUUGCAUCGGGUAUACGAACAGAUCAGAUCAAGAUAUUUCUAUCAAAGGAUACGUAACACAAUCCUCGCAUCCUGGUAAUAUGCCGCAUGAAAUCUGUUUGAAAAUAACAAACAAUGUUUCCGGAUGGGUCCUCCGUUGCUCGUGCAAAGCAGGAACCGGUCGUUGCAAACAUAUUGUGGCUUGUUUGCUUCAUUUGAAUCGAUCUGAUCAAGUGGAAUAUCUCUCCUGCACGGAUACACGGCAAGCGUGGGGGAUUUUGAAAUCCAAGGCAAGUGCCCCGUGGGGGGCAAAACGGGUGAGUGAGCUUUGCUGUAUAAAAACGCCGACUCGGUUGGUGCCCACUGAUCCAAAUCUAAAGGAUGAGAUAGUGAAGCAAUCUUUCACGAGGAUACUGGAAGGUAUGUAUAAAUUAACCCUCUCUUUCCCAUGGUAG